Messenger RNA from Rotaria socialis, 987 nucleotides. The record is from the annotation of a GenBank genome assembly. NCBI's taxonomy places the organism in Eukaryota, Metazoa, Rotifera, Eurotatoria, Philodinida, Philodinidae.
AUGCUGACGUUCAAUAAAACAAUUUGGACAAAAAUUAAAGAUAGUUUUCGUUUGCCACCAAACCAGAUCGUAUCAUUGGUUGACACGAGUCAUUUGGAUUCACCGGUUUUAUUAGAGAAGCAUAAUCUUGCUGAUGAUACACUAGUCAAAAUCGAUCCACAAAAAGAUACGAUUCAUAUAAAAACACUAUCACUUGAACCACAUUUUCCCGUAUUUACCAUGACAAUUGGAAUGUUUAACAUAUUUAUGCUUAUAGCUCUGUAUAUCGCUGAAGAAGGAACAGUCAUAACGUCUGAAACAUGGAUUAAAAUGGGUUGUAAAUAUGUGCCUUGUAUGAAACCAUUGUAUUCAAAAACUGAACAAGAAAUAUUUAAUAUUAAGCUUAAAUCACAAUGCCAAUCAUUUCUUUUUCCUUAUCAAUUCUUUCGUUUUUUUACACCGAUAUUUUUGCAUGGUGACAUAACACAUCUCUUAAGUAAUCUUAUUUAUCAAGUUUUAGCUGGAACACUCUUAGAAGGAAAAUAUGGUAAAAUAACAUUAGGAAUCUCUUAUAUAUUAUUUGGAUUUAGUGCAAAUAUUAUGAGUUCAUUGUGCAACCCAAAGACUAUAUCAGUGGGGGCAUCAGGUGCUGUUUAUGGCCUUCUAUUUCUCUGUAUUAUAGACAAUACUUUACGCUUGUUUACUAUUACUAACAUUCACGACAAAAUCAUACAAUUUUUUAUCAUGCUGCUAGUUAUUCCCUAUUUUAUUUUGAGUCUAUUUUUUUAUGUCGAUUCAACAGGUCAUGCUGAUCAUGCAGCACAUAUUGGUGGCGCUGUAAUGGGCACUUUAGUGGCUAUGUAUCUAUGUAAUAUGCCAGGAUUUGUUACGACUAGAAUUUCGAAUGGAGAAAAACAAAUUCGACUACUUGCAUUGAUUUCAAUCAUUGGAUAUUUUGUUAUAACAUUGCUAAUAUUUUAUUUGUUCAUACCAGUGCAUCUUAAAUAG